This is a messenger RNA of Leptosia nina, 450 nucleotides long. The record is from the annotation of a GenBank genome assembly. NCBI's taxonomy places the organism in Eukaryota, Metazoa, Arthropoda, Insecta, Lepidoptera, Pieridae.
AUGGGUCACGCUUACACGUCUAAAUGGGUCAAUGAUGAGAAACGUGACCUAAGAGAGGAUAAAUGUGCGUCGUACGACGGCGCUUUCUCGGCCGUUUCGGGGACUGAGUCGCAUAAUGCUACUAACGGCGCGUAUAAGCUGCGAAGGUAUUCGAGCUCAGAGAACCGGCUCGGGUCCAUUGAGCCCCGCCGACCGGCCGAGGGCCGAAUUUACCUGAGAUACCUGCGCCGACCGCCCCGCGCCCUCCUCGCCGCACACUCCCGCGCCGUUUAUGCUUUCAUUCGCUGUGUACGAGGUAACGAGACAAAUAAGUGUCUCGUUUUAGUCCGCGCGAUCGCGGGUAUGUGUUCAAAUGUUAGAAGCGGACGAAGCCAGCUUUCUCGAGGCCGCGUACAGAUGGCUCACCUUGCAGCUUCUUCUCCGUCUCCCAAAACUUCUGCAAUUCGGUGA